Molecule: messenger RNA, 3269 nt
Organism: Diorhabda carinulata
Lineage: Eukaryota; Metazoa; Arthropoda; Insecta; Coleoptera; Chrysomelidae
Gene: pkaap
Product: A-kinase anchor protein 10, mitochondrial
Exons: 3
Coding region: 160-1830 (556 amino acids)
Biological process (GO): intracellular protein localization
Cellular component (GO): plasma membrane
Source: RefSeq, a predicted model, not a curated record
AGUAGACACGAAAUAAGUGUCAUACGAAUAAUGUUAGAAUUAAGUUUGUUUAUGAAAUGCGAUGUAGAAAAAUAAAAACAGUAAAUAAUUUUAAACAAUGAAAAAGGUUGUAAGUUAAAAAUAUUUACGCUUAGUGACAAUCCAGCAUUAAUAUGUACAAUGCUACAGUUUUUGAAAAAAGGCAACAAAAACGGUCAUCAAAAACACUUGUCUGUUGUAUCGCUUCAUCCUCAAACAACCUUUAACUCAGUUUUACCUGAAUCUGAAGGGAAUACAUUUAAAAAUGUUAAUGGGAAAAAUGCAAUUUUACCAUUAUCUUCAUUUGAUGAUGAGGGAUUAUUUGACAUUGGGGAAUACGACUCUACCAAAGAACAAUCUCGGUUAUCAAGAACACUUGAAGAUAUGUUAUUGGACAAAAAUGCUCUUGAAUAUUACAUUCAUUAUAUGGAAUCCAGAAAUGCCUCAGAUUACAUACACUGUUGGUUAGAAAUACAAACAUUCAAAUCAUUAUCAAGAAACUACCACAAUUCACAAAAUACAAAAUUACUCAACACAUAUUCAAUUGUGCCACAUGGUCAGGGUGACCACGAUAGUUUAUCCGUUAGUACAGAUUGUGACUCUUAUACAGCAGAUUCUAAUAGUCUUUGUGACUAUUCAUCAAAUAAUACAAUAUCUGAAGGAAAAGCCCCUCGUGAUAACAUUUGUGAUGAAGAAAGUGAUGAUUAUAAUAUUAAUGAAAAGAAAAAUGUACAAAAUAUAAUUGAUAGGGCUUUAACAAUAUUUAAAAAAUAUAUUGCACAAGAAGCAUCUUGUAACAUUAAAUGUACAGAAGAUAUUAGAAAAGAAAUCAUGGAAAAUAUUUGUAUAACAGAGAAAGUGAUGUCAGUUAACUGUUUCGAUUCUGUACAGAAUCUUGUUUACAAAAUAAUGCAGGAGGAUUACUAUCUUACAUUCUUAAGAUCUGAUUACUUUUGUAGAUAUCAAAUUGACUUGUUAACUAGCGGAAAUGUUAUUCUAGAUGAUAUACUGUAUAAUGAAACUGCUUUGUUUUAUUUUAUGGAAUUUCUAGAGCAAGAAAAUCAACGGAGCUUAUUAGAGUUUUGGAUAGCUGCUUCAAACUUUCAGCAGCAGCUAAACAACCAAAAAGAUUUUUUUGAUCCUAUCGAAGCACAAACUGAUGCUGUGGUAUUAUAUGAUAAAUAUUUUUCUUUGCAAGCACAUUGCCCAUUGGGAUUUAGUGAUAAAGUAAGGAUGGCAGUUGAACAGAGCAUUUGUGGGGAAACCGGCUUGAUGCCUGAUUGCUUUCACUUACCGUUAAAAAUAGUUGAAAAAGUAUUGGAACAAAAUUACUUGAAGUUAUUUUUGAGUUCACAAUUAUUUUAUAAAUAUCUCUCUGAUUUAAUAAACACGGUGCAAUCUGUAGAUUAUUUGAAUGUUGAAAGAUACCGUAAUGCCGCAUCAGAUUGUAGUAGUGAAAGGAGCUUUAGUCAAAGUACAUUUUUAGCUCUAGAGAUACCUUGUGAAGAUAUUAGAAAAAGUGAGAAAACCAAUGACAUGACAAUAGAUACUAGAGAAUUAUAUGAUCCCGACGCUCUCUGGAAAAGAAAAAAAUGCUAUAGACUCUCUUUAGGUCGAGUUAAUGAGUUGGGAAAAUAUGAAGCUGAUUUUGAGCCAGAGCCAGACAAGAAACAGUUUAAAUUGAAAGAUUUAUUUAGAAAAGUGAUAAGUUUAGAUGAUGAAGAUAAGAAGAGAGAAGAUAUGGCAUGGCAAGUAGCAGAGAUGAUUGUAAAAGACAUUACAAAUGUUACAUUGAGACAGCAGGAUAAUUGAUUGGUUAAUUAAUCAAUGAAUCAAUUGAUCUUUUAUAUUUUUUAUUGAAAUGGAAUGAAGGAUACAGAAGUAGAUCAGCUAAUUUAUUCCUCAGUCUAAAAUUAAAAUUCAUUGUUAAAUUUAUUAUAAUAAUAAUUGAAAAGAAAAUAAUUAAUAUGGUUAUAUUAAUAGUAAAAAUUGUGCCAUAUUAAAGGAAACUAAUUUGACUAAUAUUAAUUUUCUGUUUUCCCUUUGUAUCUUUCAUAAAAUAUAUUCAAUUUAAUUUUAAAAAUAUUCGUAUAUCCAGAUGUACAUUUUUUUUCUAAAUAUUUAUUGCAUAAAUAUAUAUAUACAUAUUAAAGAUUCUAAAAACACAUCUAAUUUUUAUAUUCAAUGUUUUCAUGUAUUUAAUACCAACAAUAUCUAAUAAUUAGGAAUCUGUAAGAUGGAAUUAAAUAACAGAACAGAAAUAUCCAAAAUUAUUUAAACUUCAUAUUUGUUGGAAUGGCACUUUUACUUUUUUUCUCGAAAUAUCUUUCAUGUGAAAAUUACCACAAACGUUCUGAUUACCUAGAAGAUUAAUUCUUUUAUAUAGAUUUGAAUGGAAAAAUAGUAAAGUGAUUGAAAAGAUCAGACAUUUUAAAAACAUUUCUCUAUCUAGAACCAUAUAAUAUAAUAGAAAAUCUGAAACUUUGUAUUGUCGGUACACACAAAUUUCCCCUAUUAUAUAGUUACUUCCAUUGUUUCAAUUUAUUUUUCUUUACAACAACAAUUAAGUGUUGAUUUUAGUUAGAGACAACUUUGUUCUUUAUUGCAUAGGUUACUAUAUUUUAAGUGAAGCAUUCCGCUAUUUAAAAACAAACAGUAGUGGAAAUCUCUUUUAUACAAACCAUAUUUAGAUAUAUUAAAAUCUUAUACUAAUAAUAUUGAACUUUAAAAAUUAAGUUUUAAUAAAACUACGCCAUUGGAUCAAGGAACAUAAUAAAAUUUGUUAAAAUAUGAAUUUGUGGUUAUAUUCAUAAAGAUAUACUCUAAAAUUUAAAAUCAAAGCAAUUUCAAAUAAUAUAUUAUUCAAUUUUCAGGAAAAUUUUGUUUAUAUUAAAAAAUUUCAUUAAAAAUUUUCCAAGAAUAACGCGGCUUUGUUAGGAAAUAUGCAAAUAUACUUUGUAUAAUAUGUAAAUAUGUGCAGAUUAUAAUUUAAUUAUUUAAAAAUUUUGUUAAUGAGUAUAUGAUUGUAAUAUAGUAUGAAUAAAUUAUAUUUAUAUAAAUAGGAAACGUCUAUAUUUGAAAUUAGCUUGGCUCAAUCCAGGUGAUGCCUUUUUACCUGUUGAGGUGUAUCAUUACGUGGAUUCCUUUAUCCACAGCUGUUCCCAUUAUUUCCUAUCCUGUUCCUCGUUUUUCCUUGCUACCUUUAGUUCGUGUUUCAUAUAUUUUAUGACCAAACUAUCUUAGUAACUCUU